Myotis davidii is the source of this 1519-nucleotide messenger RNA. It is a transcript of the gene ATXN10, whose product is annotated as ataxin 10. Lineage: Eukaryota; Metazoa; Chordata; Mammalia; Chiroptera; Vespertilionidae. The coding region runs from base 1 to 1353 and encodes 450 amino acids. The record is from RefSeq and is a predicted model, not a curated record. Gene Ontology annotation, biological process: neuron projection development. The transcript is spliced from 12 exons. Gene Ontology annotation, cellular component: cytosol.
AUGGAGGUUAUUGUUUUCUGGUUGGUGACAGUUUUGUCCUCUUUCAGGGAAACUGCACCCAGGACUAUCUUCCAAAGAGUCCUGGAUAUCUUGAAGAGAUCCGCUCGCACCGUCGAGCUGGCCUGCAGAGACCCGUCCCGCGUGGAGCACCUGGCCUCGAGUCUGCAGCUGAUCACAGAAUGCUUCCGGUGCCUGCGCAACGCCUGCAUCGAGUGCUCCGUGAACCAGAACUCCAUCAGGAACUUGGAUACAAUCGGCAUUGCUGUUGAUUUGAUUCUUCUUUUUCGGGAACUCCGAGUGGAGCAGGAAGCCCUGCUGACAGCUUUUCGCUGUGGCCUGCAGUUCUUAGGCAAUAUUGCCUCACGGAAUGAAGAUUCCCAGGCUAUCGUGUGGGCGCACGCUUUCCCGGAACUCUUCUUGUCCUGCUUAAAUCACCCAGACAAAAAAAUUGUUGCCUACUGUUCAAUGAUUUUGUUUACAUCCCUUAAUUCUGAAAGAAUGAAAGAUCUGGAAGAAAACCUCAAUAUUGCAAUUGAUGUCAUAGAAACUCACCAAAAGCAGCCUGAAUCAGAAUGGCCGUUCUUGAUUAUUACAGACCAUUUUCUGAAAAGUCCGGAAUUGGUGAGAGCCAUGUAUGCCAAAAUGAGCAAUCAAGAAAGGGUCACACUCUUGGACGCUCUAAUAGCCAAGAUGGUGGGCGAGGAGCCUCUGACCAAGGAUGACACGACGGCGCUCCUGGGCCACGCCGAGCUCAUCGCCAGCACCUUCGUGGACCAGUGCAGGGUUGUGCUGAAACUGACUGCCGGGCAGCAUGAUGACGACGAGGCCCUGGCUACAAUUAGGCUCCUUGACGUCCUGUGUGAGAUGACCGCCAACACCGACCUGCUCAGCUACCUACAGGUGUACCCUGGCUUGCUGGAGAGGGCCGUUGAUCUUUUACGGUUGAUUCAUGUAACUGCCAACGACACCGCGGACAUCUUCAAUACCUCUGCUCGCAUAAGCGCGGACGGGGACGUCAAAAACGUGGCUGAGGGCUUCCGGUCUCAUCUCAUUCGUCUGAUCGGAAAUAUGUGUUACAAGAAUAAAGAUAACCAAGACAAGGUCAACGAGCUGGACGGCAUCCCCCUGAUCCUGGACAGCUGCAGCCCGGACGACAGCAACCCCUUCCUGACGCAGUGGGUGGUGUACGCCAUCCGCAACCUCACCGAGGACAACAGCCAGAACCAGGAUCUGAUCGCCAAGAUGGAGGAGCAGGGGCUGGCGGACGCAUCCCUGCUGAAGAAGAUGGGAUUCGAGGUGGAGAAGAGGGGUGACAAGCUGGUUCUGAAGGCCACCAGCACCCCCCCGCCGUGACGGACCGUUCCCCAGGAGCCUGGAGUUUUGGAGUGUGUCUCACGGACGUUCCAUCUUCGCAGCGCGUGAAGGUGCAAGUGUUUGAGGCUCGGCACCGAUUCAGGAGCCCGGCACGCUUAGAUGCUAGUGUUCCUGUGUUUCCGCGUAAACGUGAGAGUACACGCGU